Loa loa (African eye worm) is the source of this 768-nucleotide messenger RNA. RefSeq lists its product as hypothetical. The transcript has 4 exons. Gene Ontology annotation, molecular function: GTP binding; GTPase activity. The record is from RefSeq and is a predicted model, not a curated record. NCBI's taxonomy places the organism in Eukaryota, Metazoa, Nematoda, Chromadorea, Rhabditida, Onchocercidae. Gene Ontology annotation, biological process: small GTPase-mediated signal transduction. Bases 1 to 768 code for a protein of 255 amino acids.
AUGGUUCGAAUUGAAAUGAACCCGUUAGAUGACGGGGAAAAUAUUCGACAUUUAAAAUGUGUCCUUGUUGGUGACGCUGCCGUCGGGAAAACAUCACUAAUUGUUUCAUAUACCACAAAUGGUUAUCCAAAACAAUAUAUUCCAACAGCAUUUGAUAAUUAUUCUGUUUUGGUAAAGGUUGAUAAUCAACCAAUACGUUUACAACUAUGUGAUACUGCUGGAAAGGCCGGAUUUGAUUCACUACGACCAUUUACCUAUCCAGAUACAGAUGUCUUCUUGUUAUGUUUCAACGUUAUGCUACCCAGUACUCUCCGGUCAAUUACCGAUCAUUGGAUACCGGAAAUUAAUAAAACAGUACCUAAUGCACCCAUAAUCCUAGUUGGCACACAAUCAGAUUUACGUGCAAAUGUUAGCUUGGUAAUUGAUUUAUGCAAAAAUGGUGAACAACCGGUUAGUGAAACAAAAGCACGAAUGUUAAGUGAAGAUUUAUGCGCUGAUUAUUUAGAAUGUUCCGCAUUAACACAACAUAAUCUUAAAGAAGUUUUUGAUGCAGCAAUAUUAACAGCAUUACGUAGUAAAUCAUCAUCCAAUACAACGACCACAUCAUAUACAACUAAAAUUACCAAUAUGAUACGUUUAACACCACGUGAACCACGUGAACAACGAGGUAUUCUUACUAAUAAUGGUAAUGAAAGAGAUGAGAAAAAAUCAAGUCGUAUUAGGCAAGGUUUUAAAAGGAUUGUUACAUUAACAAAAAGAUUUCUUUAA